CACUGCACUGUCUGCCAUGGCUCAGCUUCCCCUCACUGUGCUGCUGCUUCUCCUGCUUCCAGCGGUCUUUAAGGUAGAGGUGGAAGCCCAAAGAAGAAAGAGAGAAUGGAUCAUUCCCCCAAGAAAGCUGAAGGAAAAUAAGGACUACACAAAAGAGGAGUUUAUCUCCAAAAUUCAAUCUGACCGAGAAACCAAUGUCCAGCUGAUUUAUUCUUUGAAAGGAGUUGGGGCUGACCAGAAGCCUUAUGAUCUGUUUACCGUCAACAAAACAUCUGGGUUUAUAAGAAUUAACGGAAUAUUAGACAGGGAAGAAAUUCCUGUAUAUAAUCUGGUAGGUGCUGCCAAGUACCUAAAUGGAUCAUUGGCAGAAAAGAACAUAGACCUGAAAAUUCAAGUUGAGGAUGAAAAUGAUAACACCCCCAUAUUUGAAAAAUUGUCCGGAUCUGUCAAUGAAUCAAGUGCAGCAGGUACUUUUGUCAUGAAAAUAACUGGCAUGGAUGCAGAUGAAGAAGGAAAUCCUAAUUCCCAGAUUUCCUACAGUAUCAUCCGACAGGAGCCAACAGGACAAAUGUUUUAUAUAGAUAAAAAAACAGGAAAUCUUUUUGUUAAAGAACCUUACCUAGAUCGAGAGACACACAGCUCCUAUAUUUUAACUGUACAAGGUGCAGAUUUGAAUGGGGAAAUAAAUGGCAACACUGGGACAGGAACAGUGGAGGUGAAGAUCCUCGAUGUUAAUGACAACGUGCCCAUCUUGGAAAAGGAUACGUAUGAAGGCAACAUUGAUGAGAACACAGCCAACGUAGAAGUGUUAAGAAUGAAAGCCUUAGAUAAGGAUCUGGAGAAUACUGACAACUGGCUGGCUGAUUUCAAGAUCAUUUCUGGAAAUGAGGAUAACGUUUUCAGUAUUGUGACGGAUCCCAAGACCAAUGAGGGAAUUUUAAUGCUUAACAAGCCACUGGAUUAUGAGAAGGCCAACCAUCUUGAGCUGGGAGUUGCUGUUGGGAAUGUGGCACCUUUCCGUGAUCUUGCUGGAGCAGGAUCUGGGGCAGUGGCAGGAGGUGGGGCUGGAUCUGGGGGUGGAGCUGGACCAGGAGGUGGAGCUGGAACUUGGGGAGGAGCUGGAACUGGGGGAGGAGCUGGAACUUGGGGAGGAGCUGGAACUGGGGGAGGAGUUGGAACAGGAACUGGGGGAGGAGCUGGAACUGGGGGAGGAGCUGGAACAGGAACUGGGGGAGGAGUUGGAACAGGAACUGGGGGAGGAGCUGGAACUGGGGGAGGAGCUGGAACAGGAGCUGGAGUUGGAUUUGGACUCGGCAGUAAAAGCUACACUAUUAAGAUCAAAGUAAAUAACCUGCCUGAUGGUCCAUCUUUCAGUCCUGAGGUGAAGCCGAUCCCUCUGUCUGAGGAUUUCACUAAAAACACUAUGAUUGCAAAAUAUCCAGCUAUUGAUAGUGACACAGGAAAAGUUGCUGAAAAUGCUAGGUAUGCUAAGUCAUUCGAUCCCGACAACUGGAUUUCAAUUGACGAAAAGACAGCAGAGAUCAAACUUAACAAGCAGCCAGACAGAGAAUCUAAGUUCCUUACAAACGGAACUUACUAUGCAAAAGUUAUCUGCAUGACACAAGAUCUUCCAUCUAAAACAGCCACCGGCACCAUAGCCAUCCAGGUUGAAGACACCAAUGAUAACUGUCCUCAGCUCACUAGUACUCACCAGUCCACGUGCUCGGAUGCUAGCCACAUCAGUGUCUCUGCAACUGAUAUGGAUGACUAUCCUAAUGCUGGCCCAUUUGAAUUUACAAUAGUCCCUGAAGGCACAAGUGGUGAAUGGGAAGUGGAGCCUUAUAAUGACACCAGUGCUGUUCUGAAGCCCCGUGUCAACCUAUGGCCUGGCUCCAUGCAGGUAACAUUGGAAAUAAAAGACAAGCAAGGUCUGGCCUGUCCUGACAAACAGGUUCUUCACCUGGAGGUUUGCACCUGCAUUGAAAUGGAGUCUUGUAAUAUCCGUAAAGCUCGAGCAUCCUCUGCUAAGUUAUCCAUGCCUGGAGUAGGGGCACUUAUUCUAGGAGCCCUGCUACUACUACUCGCACUACUCUUGUUGCUGUUUUGUACCUGUGGGCAUGCCAGUGAUGGGAUUCUGGGGGAUUUGCCAUUUAGCACUAAAGAAUAUCUGAUUCCAUACCAUACAGAGCAAGUAGGGGAUGACAAGGAACUCCCACUGUUAAGUGUUCCUGACCUGAUAUCAAAAGAUACUCAUGAGCUGGUCACCACAGAUAAUAAGGUGUACGCCAUCUAUAACCAGGGAUGGUACGAUUCCAUCAAAAAAGGACUGAUUGAGACUGAUUAUGGAGUUCAGAGAGGGGUGAUGGACCAAAAACAUGGAUCUGGAAGUUUCCUUUUCUCUGAGUUUUCAAACCAUUAUGGAGAUGUGCUUGACGAAGUAGCCCUCUCUAAUGUGUUCCUUAACCAGUACUACUCAAAGAAGACACAUUUUGCAGCACAUGGCGAAGCCCAAAAUGACAGCUGUUUAGCAUUCAGUUACGAAGGUGGCAACUCACCUGUGGGAUCAGUAGGAUGCUGCAGCAUCACCGAGGUGGACAAUGACCUCAGCUUCCUGGACGACUUGGACCCCAAGUUCGUGACUCUGGCUGAGAUCUGCAGUCGGCCUCAAACUGACAAUGAAGAGUCUGUGAGUGAAGUGAAGCACAUCAUUGUUGCUGAGCAGUACACACCAACUCCAUUGAGCCCUGCAGAGAAGAUUGUGAAUGACAGCUAUGUAGCAACCCUACCUUGUCAACCAUACAUCAUACAGCAGCCUGUGUACUACACCACCACCCCUGUGUUACAAUCCACUCACUUUGUUGUUGGACCUCAGGUUCAUAAUGCUAUUCUGGUUACGGAACAGCCCUUAGAUCCAAACAUGCAGACCAUAUAUGUUGUGGAUCGUGCCCCAGGAUCUGAUAGCAUGAUACUGAAGGAGGAGAGGGUACUGGUAGGCCCAGCUUCUCCAGAUGUUAUAUUUCCUGGCCACCCAGAAGCCCUCAAAGAGAACAUUGUUUUACUUGAAAGAAAGGGUGCUUCAGGUCUGGUGGUACAAGAAGCCACUGCUGAACCAGAUAAAGACCUUGUUGAAAUAGGUAAUGUUCCAGAGUCCCAGGAUAUCAUACUCCCUGAAGGAGAAUUGCCGGAAGACCCGUCAAAUAUUGAAGAAUGGCCCCUGCAGGGGGGGGUCAUCUGCACACCACAGCAGCCAGUGUUUAUGGACAUUGAGCGCUCAACUGAGAGAGACAUGAAGGAACAUUUGAAGAAAGAGGAAGACAAUGAACAGAAUGAUCAGAUGGUUCAGCUAGAAAGACUUAUCAGUUCUACUGAUCUGGAAAAUCAAGAAAGAAUCCAGAGUUUAGCAGAUGAUAUAGCUGAUUCGGGAAUAGUAGGUGCAAUCAAAGACCUGGGCAGCUCUUCUCAUCCAGUGGAGGAGGAAAGUAAAUUAAUAACUGAAGAAAUUGUGCGGGGAGAAAACAGAUAUGUUACAUCUUCCGAACCAAAAGAAAUAGAAGAAGAAGAAAAUGAGAAGAAGAAAAGAGAUUUGUCCAUAUCAGCAACGAAAGGUCUUCAAGAAGAUAAGCUAGAUUCUAAGGAAACAGUAUACAGGGAUAUGAGCCUGCCUGAGUGUGUCAAGACUGGCAUUGACUUCCAACAGGUUGCUAUAGAACAUGCAACAGUGCUAGAUCAAAUAGCCUCUGAAGAAGAUGAAAUAUCUGAAUCAUCUAAUAAAGAGGAUGAGACACUGGAUAUUUUAGAAGAGCACAUCAUUACUAAGGAGAGUUUAGAAGGAGAUAUUUCUGUUUCCAAUAAUAUUGAUACAAUGAAAAUUCCACAAAGCUUUAGGCAGACUGGGGAGGGUGAAUACUUAGAAACAUUAGAACAUGCAAUAUUAGGAAUAGUUUCUAAAGAUGUGUCACAAAUGCCAGAAAAUAUCUGCCAUAGCAUUAAAGGGAUGAAGGACAGAGAAUUGCUUAGCUCAGGGGAAGAGGAUUUUGAAGAGAUUCAAGUUGUUUCUUUCAAAAAAGAGGACAUGGAUGUGUUAGGAACUGACUUGCAUGACUUGGAAAUUGAAAGUGAAACUGAUUCUAAGAUGACGGAAGAUCAGUCAGUGUCAAGUUCCAAGUCUCAGGAGAGUGAGUUCUCUGCUUCACAAAUAGAGGAGAACCAAGGAAUUACUGGCCAUAUGCUGGAUGAAAACAUGUUGGAAUUUGAAACAUCAUUUCUGGAGGGUCAGUUACCGAAAUCACAUAUUGACUUUUCUGUUGAGACUGGCACUGAUUCUAUCCAAACUGUGGUAAAAGAUGAACUGACAUCAUUGCAAGGAACAGUAGAACAAGGAGAAAACAUGGAAGGGGUCAAUCAGGAAAUUGGUUUCUCUUGUGUGGAAACACAAGAUAUGUCAGAGUCUGAUCUAGGAGCUAGCAGAAAGGACAUUAUUUCUGAGAAUCAAUCAAUUCCUCGAGAAAUUACGGAAGAAGAUAUGGCAGAGACUGAACCUGAGUCUCAUGAAGCUAUUGUAGAACAUGAAACGCUAACACAGACACUAGCUGAAAAUGCCUCUGAAGUUGGAGUAAUGCCUGAAUCAUCUAAGGAAUAUCUUGUGAAGAAGGAGAAAACAGAUGUCUUACAAGAGUGCAUUAAUACUGGCCAAAGUUCAGAGGGAGAGAUACCUGUUUCAUACACCUCAAAUACUGACAUGAUUCAAGAAAUCCAUGAACAAGUGGUGGAGGAAGACAAGUCAAGACCAACCACAGUGUCCUCCCAAGAGGACCAGAUGGAAAUAAGUUCCCUUGAGGACCAUGUUAGUGAGUGUCAUGCAAGGGAACAAGAUUCAUCAGCAUUAAUUAAUUUAAUGGUGCAAGAUGAAGGAGAACCAGAAAGCAUCAGAGUUUCAAGACAGAAAGGAGCGGAACAUGAGCUAGAGUGCAGUGGAAAUUUCCAGAAAUCAAUACCUGGAAUGGCUGACACUCAACAGACGCUGCUGACUCAACAAAUGUUAGAACAAGAAGACAACCCCAUUGACACUACAGAAGCAUUAAGACAAGUUAUUGGUGACCAAAUGACAGAGAACAACGUAUCAGAGUCUGUGGCACAGAUCCUUGAGUCUGAAGAGCCUGAAACUGGUUCCCAACAAGCGAGUGCUGAAGGUCUGCUUGAUUUAGCUAUAAGACAGGUUGGCAAAUCAGGGGAUGACCAACUAGAAUCAGAAUCAGAGAAUAUUAGUUCAGAGGACAGUUCUGUCAGCACCGACCAAGAAUUGGAUGAAAAGGCCACAGGAAGUGUGCCUGAAGGUGACAUGUCUGCAUCCACAGAGAACCAAGCAGAUGAUGGUGGGUUACAGAAGGACCUUGAAGAGGAUGCUCACAGCAAACCUGAAAAGGGUAUUAAACGUAAAACAUCCAAAGAUAAAAAGCUUCUAAGCCCUAAAAAGUGUAAUACACAGUGAAUGUGGAUGUACAAAUAUGACAUAUUGAUAUUCACAAUAUUACAUCCAUCCAUUAUUCAACUGCUUAUGUUGGAAUGGGGUGUUGGCUGAAGCCUAUUCAGUACAGGAAGCACGCGCACACACACGCACGCACACACACACACACACACACAUAUGUAUAUACUAUACAUAUAUAUAACAUGUAACUGCUGCUUACACAAGUGUUAUUUUCUAUUCCUUUUAACAGACAGUCCCAGUUUGCCUUUAUUACAGGGGAAUCCAAGAUGUAAUAAUAUUGUGCAUUGCGACUUAACUCAGCCAUUCUGUCAAAAAGGGGUCUGGAAUCAAGAAUGUGUCCCAUGUUAGGGAGCAAAAGGCAGGGUCUGCAGGAGGGCAUGUCAAGGUUAACUUUCAGAGCUUUACACAGGAGUUUGUGCUUAAUAUAGGGAAGCCAGUUUUGCACUAAAAUAUUAACCCAGUAAACAUACAUGCCCCCUACUGGAACAAUCAUGUUAAUACAGGUUCAUUUCAUCUUUCACAUGGCAUAGUGAAGUUGGAACAUGUGCAAAGCCUGUUUUAUCAAUGAUACACCAAGUACAGGAAUGUGGUUUAUACAUAAUCUUGAGUGACAUGUGAAAAAAGAGAGUACAGUAAGGAUAAUCAAAUGACACUUAAACUGGCACAACAAUUUGGGUUUUUGAGUGUUUAAGGCUUUUUAAAGACUAUGAAAUCAUUCAUAACAUUACAGAUUUUUUUGAUAAGCUUGUGACUUUAGAACUUAACAUUUUCAUUGCAUUCUCAUUUUCCCCGAUGUGCUUUCUUACAUACUUGUUUCUAUAACAAAUGAAUUAAGACUAAGAUUUAUUGUUAUUACUACCGUAUAGCAUUGAACGUGUGAAAAACAAGUCAUUCAGACAGUGUUUGUUUAUAUUCCUCACAAAACAAACAUGCUGCAUAAAAUUGAUAUAUAGAUCA
Paramormyrops kingsleyae is the source of this 6442-nucleotide messenger RNA. RefSeq lists its product as uncharacterized. NCBI's taxonomy places the organism in Eukaryota, Metazoa, Chordata, Actinopteri, Osteoglossiformes, Mormyridae. Gene Ontology annotation, biological process: homophilic cell-cell adhesion. Gene Ontology annotation, molecular function: calcium ion binding. The record is from RefSeq and is a predicted model, not a curated record. Gene Ontology annotation, cellular component: desmosome; plasma membrane.